This is a messenger RNA of Perognathus longimembris pacificus (Pacific pocket mouse), 1971 nucleotides long. It is a transcript of the gene Zscan21, whose product is annotated as zinc finger and SCAN domain containing 21. The record is from RefSeq and is a predicted model, not a curated record. NCBI's taxonomy places the organism in Eukaryota, Metazoa, Chordata, Mammalia, Rodentia, Heteromyidae. Gene Ontology annotation, biological process: regulation of transcription by RNA polymerase II. The transcript has 4 exons. Gene Ontology annotation, molecular function: DNA-binding transcription factor activity; RNA polymerase II cis-regulatory region sequence-specific DNA binding. Bases 161 to 1561 code for a protein of 466 amino acids.
CUUCCUGCUGCGCCGCCCCACGGUGCGUGCAGCGGUCUCCGGGCGCCCGCGGCUCUGAGUCACGGUUUAAGGUGUGUGGCCCUAAAAACCAGAAACCUAAAGGAACCAGUACUUUUGUUCCUCAGAGCCCACCUUAGAGAAGUGUUUCCUGGAGUCUGUGAUGACCAAGGUGGUGGGCAUGGCCACAGUUUUGGGCCCCAGGCUGGCUCAGGAGCAUGCGGGGCCUAUGGCUCUGAAAGUGGAGGAGGAGGAAGACAAAAGGAAGUGCCGUCCUGGCCUGGAGCUGUUCCGCCAGCGCUUCAGGCAGUUUGGGUACCAUGACACCCCAGGGCCCCGCGAGGCUCUGAGCCAGCUCCGGGUGCUCUGCUGUGAGUGGCUGAGGCCCGAAAUCCACACCAAGGAGCAGAUCCUGGAGCUGCUGGUGCUGGAGCAGUUCCUGACCAUCCUGCCCCGGGAACUCCGGGCUUGGGUGCAGGAGCACUGCCCAGAGAGUGCAGAAGAGGCUGUCACUCUCCUGGAAGACCUGGAGCGGGAGCUGGACGAACCAGGACUGCAGAUCUCAACUCCUCCAAGUGAACAGAAACAGAUGUCACCUUCAGGAACUGCAGAGGAGUCCCCGAGCAGGGAACAGUCUGGGGACAGCAGUCCCAAAUAUGAUUCUUGGGGUCCUCUGUACAUCCAGGAGACUGGUGAGGAGCAGGUUUUCACUCAAGUUUCAAGAAGGAUUCAAGGUUGCAAAUCGAACCCCCAGAAUGAGGAGUCAGCAGAUGAGCAGAAAAGUUCUGAAGAAGAUGGACUCACAGGGGAUUUCAUCCCUGUGAUCAUUGCCAACCAGUGUGAGGCCAGGGCAGAGAGGCAGUGGGUGAACCCAGAAAGGGGAAGAGGAGCAAAAGCCCGUCCUCACCAUGCAGGGUCCCAGAAAGGGGCAGAGUCGGCUCCUCCUAAGCCGGCACCCGGGGCAAGGCGCUACAUCUGUGCAGAGUGUGGAAAGGCCUUCAGUAAUAGCUCCAACCUGACCAAACACCGCAGAACGCACACUGGGGAGAAACCCUACGUGUGCACCAAAUGCGGGAAGGCUUUUAGCCACAGCUCCAACCUUACCCUGCAUUACAGAACGCACUUGGUGGACCGGCCCUAUGACUGUAAAUGUGGAAAAGCCUUCGGGCAGAGCUCAGACCUCCUGAAACACCAGAGGAUGCACACGGAGGAGGUGCCCUACCAGUGCAAAGAUUGUGGCAAGGCCUUCAGUGGGAAAGGCAGCCUCAUCCGCCAUUACCGCAUCCACACUGGCGAGAAGCCCUAUCAGUGCAAUGAGUGCGGGAAGAGCUUUAGUCAGCACGCAGGCCUCAGCUCACACCAGCGCCUGCACACAGGUGAGAAGCCCUACAAGUGCAAGGAGUGCGGGAAAGCCUUCAACCACAGCUCCAACUUCAACAAGCACCACCGGAUCCACACCGGGGAGAAGCCGUACUGGUGCGGCCACUGCGGGAAGAGCUUCUGCAGCAAGUCCAACCUCUCCAAACACCAGAAGGUCCACUCCGGGGAGGGCCAGGGGCCCUAGCUGCCCAGCACCCUGUUUCUUAUUUGUGCUUUUGUAAGUUUUAGAAGAUUAAUACUAGAGAAGCCCUGUAACAGAAUAACAACUCUGGUGAUAGAUUUUGUGCCACUUGGUGGUGAGGGCUGCCUGGGAGCUGGUGCUCUGUGGCAUUAGCUUUGGCAGGAGGCCUACAAGGCACUUUGUGGCCUCUGUGGUAUCCUCCGAGGCCAGCCUGGCCUGACACCUUGCCCGCUUGCCCCAGGCCCCAGUGGGCCUUGCUGGCCUCUGCCUCUGUAGUUGAAGUCUGAUGUGAAUCAAGCUUACUUAAGGAGGAAACUGUUUCAACAUUGUAUAUUCCACAAGUGUAUUUGUAAAGAAUUGAGCCACACUGAAGACCGUUUAUUGCAUUCAGAAUAAACAUAACACACAGGUAA